Molecule: messenger RNA, 429 nt
Organism: Acytostelium subglobosum LB1
Lineage: Eukaryota; Evosea; Eumycetozoa; Acytosteliales; Acytosteliaceae
Exons: 1
Coding region: 1-429 (142 amino acids)
Source: RefSeq, a predicted model, not a curated record
AUGGAAAUGCCAGACUUUGUCGUUCGCAUCAUGGUUGCAAUCGCCAUUGCCAACAUUGGUAUAAUAGGAUCAUUGGCAUUCGCAAUCGAUAGGAACAACAUAACAGUGAUCAAGGACUCCAAAUUAUAUUUAUACCUAGCAAAGAAUUCCAAAGGAAGUGGAAGUUUCAGUGGCAGCACUGGUAGUGGCUCUGGCACUGGUUCAGGCAGCAAAGGCACUGGCACUGGCACUGGCAGCGGAAGUGGUGGUAGUGGCAGCAGCGGAAGUGGCAGUGGCAUUGGCAAUAGAUGGAUCCCAGCCACCAAGAUGACCAUCAUUAACAACAACUUUGGAGUACCAAGUAACAUCAACAACUGCGAGGGCGAGGGCGAAGGCGAAGGCGAGACCAUGGGCGAGACUAAUGGCGUGGACGAAGUUGACAGUCCAUGA